UCAAGAUUCCUCUCGUGAUUCUCUCUUACAUUCACUGAAACAGCCCCCUAAAAAUACAUCGCUGAACAGUGGUCGAGUGUUCUAAUGGUUUAACGAAAAAUGUUUAGGACUUUUUUCGAAAAUAGUGUGUGUUUUUAGUUUUUGGAAGAGAAGAAAACUAAUUAUUCCUUUGGAUUCUGUACUCGCUGUUUUGUUGGGGUAUGAUGUGGAGAAGGAAGCGGGAGCGCUCGGGGGGCAGCUAGCGGCGUGGGAGCCCCCCGGCCCCAGCAUGACGCGCGCUAGAGAAUGAAGAAGCAAAACGUUCGCACCUUAUCUCUAAUCGUUUGCACCUUCACGUACCUUCUCAUCGGCGCGGCCGUCUUUGAUGCUCUCGAAUCCAAAACAGAAAACCAAAGAAAAAUUGUAUUACAAGAUAUACAAAAUAUUAUAAGAAGGAAAUAUAAUAUAAGUAACGAGGACUAUAGAAUAAUGGAAACCAUAGUCCUGAAAUCGGAGCCGCACAGGGCCGGACAGCAAUGGAAGUUUACGGGCGCGUUUUAUUACGCCACUACGGUCCUGACCACGAUCGGUUACGGCCACUCCACCCCAAGCACCAUAUCCGGUAAACUCUUCACGAUGUUUUACGCGAUCAUUGGCAUUCCCCUGGGGUUGGUGAUGUUCCAAAGUAUCGGUGAAAGGGUCAAUAAGCUAAGCAGUGUUAUUAUACGAUCCGUAAAGUCUUCCCUUCAUUGUCGACAAACUACUGCGUCAGAAUUAGACUUGAUCUGCGUAGUUACUUUUUUAAGUUCGUUAACCAUAGCCGGAGGUGCUGCUGCCUUUUCCAGAUACGAAGGGUGGAGUUACUUCGAUUCAGUUUACUAUUGCUUCAUCACACUCACAACUAUUGGAUUUGGUGAUAUGGUAGCACUUCAAAAAGAUAACGCGCUCAGUCAAAAGCCCGAGUAUGUUAUGUUUGCACUAAUUUUCAUCCUAUUCGGAUUAGCAAUAGUAGCAGCUUCGUUGAAUUUACUGGUUCUUCGAUUUGUUACUAUGAAUACGGAGGAUGAGAGACGAGACGAAGCACAAGCGAUGCAGGCAUUAGCGGGAGCAGUUAGGUUAGAAGGAGACGUAAUAACAGCUAACGGUUCCAUAUUAAGUGGUCAAUUAGGACAUCAUUGUACAGAAACCACGUCCUUAGAUAUUGAUGAUACCUCUGUGUGUUCUUGUCCAUGUGGAUGUAUACCAACUAAUACGAGACAUAGGUUUACAGUCCGGAGAUCACCGACACAAAUCAGACAUCUUCUUCCCGUUCUGCCGAUGCAUGAGCUCCACCUUCCCCAGGGGUCAAUUUUGCCCCCACCAGCAAUAUUUCCAAAUCACAGGGCUUCGAUUUGAUCGCCUAAACGGGCUAUCAGCCUAUGCUAAUCAAUGUGAUAAAAUAACUGAAUUAAAAUCGAUUAAAUUGAUCUAGCUAGUGAUUGGUACUAACCAUGCAAUAGUGGUUGGUAUAUCAUCGACAAGCGAAGCCGUUGACCCGAAUUUAGGAAAUAAAUCAGAAGCCUCUAAAUUUAUAUCCUACAGAAACACGCCUUAAUAUUUAUGGUGCGAAUGCCAGUACGGGUCUAUUUAGUACUCUUUCAAUCCUUGGCAUCUAUACAAUAAUUGCAAAACAUAUUUCGACAAAAGCUUUGCCAAAUUUGACAAUUAUUUGCUGUUCAACGUUAACUCUGAAAAUAUAUUUAAGAAAGCUUUGGAAGACACCUCGGAUGGUAUAAUAAUAAGCGGGCUAUGUGUAAAUAACCUGCGAUACACUGAUGACACGGUAAUUUUGGCAGAUAAUGCUGAAGCACUGCAACCCUAAUGGACCGAGUAACAACAACCUGUAGAUAAGUUGGAAUGAAAUUGAAUACAAAGAAGACAAAGCGAUGAUCAUCAUCAAGCACCAAAACAGAAGGGUGAAGGUCAAUGUCGACGAAACAGAUCUGGAAAGAAUAACAAGAAUAACGUACCUUGGAAGUAAACUUGAUGAAACUUGGAACUACUCGCUAGAGAUAACAACACGUCUGGAAAGGCACGUACCUACAGUGUUUUACAAAAUGCAAAAAGUUCUAUGUAACGGGCAGCUGGAUAUCUCAUUGAGAACUAGAUUACUUAAAUGCUAUGUGUUCUCCACCUUGCUCUAUAAUGUCGAAGCCUGGACAAUGACAGAAGCAACACAAAAGAAUCCAAGCAUUCGAACUCUGGUGCUACCGUAAAAUGCUCAGAAUAUCCUACAUGAGCCAUACGACAAAUGCGGAAGUUUUGCGGAGGAUGAACAAGGAAAGUGAGCUUAUGCUUAUAAUAAGAGAACGGAAAAUACAAUAUUUUGGACAUAUCCUAAGAAAUCAAAAUCAUGAACUACUCCAACUUAUAAUCGAAGGCGAAAUCAAUAGCAAAAGGGGACCAGGAAGAAGACGCAUCUCUUGGCUUAAAAACUUACGACAAUGGACGAAUAUGACCUCCAUAGAACUAUUCAGGGCGGCUGCAAAUAUAAUUAAAUGGGCAAAUUAAAUAUCCGUACUUAAGAAUAAGGUACCGUAAGAAGAAGAUCAAUAGGUUCUUACAUGUUUCGACAUAAUCCUGCCCCGUCAGAGAUCUGGGUAGAUACAAAUUCAUAAGCAUACAGGUCAACGAUUUUACCUAAUUGAAGUGGGAAAUUUCAAUAGAUAUUCGUUGACCAGUCUACUUAUGAAAUAUGUAGGAAAGAGUUUAAUGAAUUGUGAUUUUGACCAUCAAGGCGGUGGCAAAGCUUUUGGUGAAUUCCUUCAUUCUCAUAUAUAUUUAUAUUAAGUAAUGUGAUUGUCCCGUUUAUAAAAUAUGAUAAAUCCCGACUUUUACUGACAAAUUCAAUUACGGUACUAUCUGACACAAAAUAUAAUGUUUUGCGUUAAUUUCCACGCAUUCAUAACCCAAAAAAAUAUUGACAAUCGCUGAUUUCACGUCAAAACCAAGGAAUGAAAGAACUGAAUAUUGCACCUUGUAUAAUCAUUAACAUUACGAGAAAAUUUAUUUAUGUUAUCUGUAAAAAUGUACAUAUAUUCAAAACCAGAUAGAGCUAUUUUACUAGAUAUCGUUAUAAAUACAUUUUGAUUUUAAUAAAAACAAGUUGACUUCAACGUGAAUACAAUUUUAAGCUUCUUCUAUAAUAUAGAUACCAGUAAAAGCUUCUCUAUUUUAUUCUAUUCUAUUUCUAUCUUCAUCUGAUGUACUGCUGCUAUAAAUAUUUGCUUGGUAUGGUAAUACAACAAUUAAACCAGUCUCACAAAUUACAGAGCCAUUAUAUAUUUUUUUGUGACAUACUGUAUUUUCCUUAGAAUUUUACCAAUUAUAUGGUACACGUGCCUAUAUCUUGGUCUUAUCUUUACACGGGAAGUAUAUAUGUUUUAUUUCUAUUGUUAAUUUUUGCCAUCAUUGUCUCAUGUGCUUCCUCACUGCUGAAUUUUGGAGACCAGUAUCAUUUGUAUCUGUAUGACAGCGUUUAAAGAAUUAUACCAUCUUUUAUCUGUUCAUUCCGAUGGAGUAGGGUUCAAUAAUACUUAUCAAAGUAUUACUUUAUUUGAACAGUAGUUUUUCAUACCAGAAAGUAGUCAUUGUUUUUGAAAACUCCACAUAUAGCAAUUCUCACAGCAUUGUAACUUGUAAACUCGUUAUCCGUUUAUUGAAUAUUGCUUCUAAGUCGUAUAGAUUUAGUUCCAUUAUCACUGAGACGUCAAACCUUCCAUCAGACUUAUUCAGUUUUGGGUGUAAUGGGCCCUCAAAUAGGUCAGUUUUCUAGUGCAUAUGGUAGCAUUGGCACCAAUAGAGCAAUAGACAUUGGAGCUAUUGAAACAUCAUUGGGCAUGCACAGAUACAACAGGGAUUUGAACAAUCCAAAGCCAACUUCUGUUUUAGAUCUUAUUGGUGAUACAAAAAUGGAGGUCAAGGGAAAGGAGAGAUUCAAAAGAGAGAAAUGACAACCAACAACAAAACAUACAGCCCAUUGGUCGAUCUCAACAAAAUAAUGACCAAUACAGUUACCAACAUCAUGCUGGAUAUUCAAACCAACAUAAUGAAGGAUACCAACAGCAUCCCAAGGUAAUUGGUUGAAUAAUAGAGGUUAAAUGAGGAUGAGAGGUCGAGUACGGGGCCUAGGCUACAUAAACAACAUUGAUGCUGGUAAAAAUAAAUCCAGAAACACCUUUAAAUUUGACAAUGAUUAUGAUUUCAUUUGCGCAGCUUAUUGCUUAUUAAAAAGGCAAUACACAUACAGCAUCAUACUCGAAAUAUUAAAAUAAAUUUAUAGCAAAUAAGUCAACGAAUACAACAAAAACGAAACACAUGUAUAUGAAUGCUAAUGUAUACUGUUUGUAAAUUGCAGACUGCUACAAUAUCAAGACGUUUAAUAAAUAAACAUAUCUAUAAGUAAAAUGGAAUAUUAUUUAUUAGAAUUUGGAAAAGCGUGGCAGUCAUACUUUUCACUUUUUACUAGCUGUUCUUUAUUUCCAGUAUCUAGCAAACACUCUUAACACUCAACAUUCAAAAAACGAUUGUUAAAGGUCCUUCCUACUUUCAAAAUAUUUAUUGAAUUUUAAAUAUAUAUUUUCUUCUUUUUAUACUACUUUGGUUGUGUAUUUCUAACUACAUCAUAUUUUACGUCUCUACGAGAAAAAAAACUAAUGGUGUGAUAGUAAGCCAGACUUACGAUUAAAUACUGCUUUAGUAAAUAUGUGGCGUUUUUCUGUAGUGACACAAAAAGUGCAAAUAUUUAUAAGGUCAUUAUUUAUAAAAAAAAUACAAAGCCAAAUAGGAAAUCAAAAUAAAAAAUAACUUUAAAUAAAUGGCUAACACUUAAUUGUUUUAAAGGCUGUUUUAAUUGACAUAUUAAAAGCAAAAAUGAAAACAAUAUACGAGAUAAUUCUUCUAGAACUAUUUAACUGGCAUUUUAGUUUUGUAUGUAAUAUUCGUUGAGAAUACGAAGAUAAAGUGAAAAAGUAUACCUGGUCCUUCGAGCCGGAUUUGAAACUGCGACCUAUGGACAGAUGAAAGAAAGGUGAAAAAUUUUAGUGGUAUAUGCAUAGAAAUCUACAAUUGAUAUGUCCGACCAUAUAUUUUAGAUCCAAACAUUGGAAAAUAUCUAAGUACCUCUGAUUCCAUCUCAAGUCAUCUCUGUAAAUUUUGAUUUGAAAUUUUGAUAAAAACAGAUGAUAAAGUUUAGAAUUUGACAACGACAACGAGUUUACUCACGUGGCAGUUAUUUUAGAAGAGGAAUAUGCUAUUCAGGGAAAGAUCUCUGAGAAUAUACCGAAUAGUACUAGGAGUAACUACCACAUAUGCAUGCGAUACGUGAGUGCCCAAUAAUGCUGAGAAUAAGAAGUUUUUUGGGAUGACUAAAGAGUCAGAUAUGAUAAGUAUAUGAGAAGUAUACGAUAUAUGUCAAAACAUAAUAAUAACGUAGCUGAGGCAUACUCAAAGAGUGGCAGCGGAAAGAAUGCCAAAUAUGAUUUUAUGUUGGAGGCUGAUAUGUAAGAGAGGAAGACAGAGAACAAGAUGUUUAGAACAGGUUGAGUGUCAAUUAAAAGAAAUCGUGUCUUAGAAUGAAGUACAAGACAGAAAAAGAUGGGGAGGCAUUCUCAAAAAUGUUAAUGAAAAAGUAAUUUCAAAUGAUACAUAUAUGUAACUGUUUGCCCUAGCUUUAUAAGGCCUAUUGUGGACUGUAGAUAAAUCUAUGUGGACACUAAAAAUACUAGAAAAAAAGUUUUAGAGCACACAACGUUCGCGUUGUUUUUUUAAAUAAUUGAUUUUAUUUUUAGUACGUUUUCACUUUCUCAUAAAGUGAAAUACGUAAGAUGAUCGUGACAGAUCUUGUAAAGAUUUUCCUAAAUCAGUGUAGUUUAAUAAAAAAAAUUAUGGCUAUUUGCGAGUCGAUUUGUCGCUGUAAAUCGAAUUCGGACGAAAUAGAUCAAACAUUACAUUAUUUGAUAUCCUUAAAUAAUGCACCUUAUAAACAUUUGCGAGACAUACAAUCUUAUGAAUAUUUUUUUAAGUAUUGUACAAUAAUUCAAAAUCAUUGAAGUUCUUUUCAAAUUUAUUGCGAGAUCAGACAUCAAUACUCGUAUUUCCAUUUUAAACGCAAAAAUCAGUGUUGAUACUAAAUAAAUGCUUCUUUAAAUUAUCUUUCUUCCAUUUUUACAAAAACUUUGCUCAAAAGCUUUGUUCCCAGAAAUAAUUCCAAAAGGAGACAGAACCACUCUUACUAAUGCAAUCUUAGAAUCCACCAUAAGAAUCAAGAUGUGUGAAGAAAGAGCAGGUGAGAGAAAGAGAGAUCAGCUGAGAGAAAAUGGGAUAUUUGAAAAUAUAUAAAUGCUUCAUGAGUGACUAUUAAAAAAUAAUUUCACCAUGGAAUUUUUCUUUGAAAAAAUGAAGAUUUUUUCGAAAAAAAAACACGAAUAUUUCGAAAAAUUUUGAAUUUUCUGUUCUAAACUUUUGAAAAUAAUAUCAAAAAUAGUGAGAAAACGUAAACUAGAAUGGCUCGGUCAUCUAGAAAGAAUGCAGGAGGGCAGAAAAGUCAAGAAAAUUGGUUGGAGAGCACCUGAGCGCAAAAAAGAGAGGAAGACUAAGAAGGAAAUGGAGAGAUGCAGUAAUGGAAGACGUCAGUGAGUUGGGAAUCAGAGAUUGGAAGCAGAUAGCUAAGAACAGAAAACGAUGGAAAUUAUCCAUCCAGCAAUUGGCGUAAAAGGCCUGUUAACGCUAUAUACACAUACAAACUUUUGAAAAUUUUGAUAAUUAAAACAUAUUAAAGUAUAUUUUCACCAGGUUUCAUCAAAAUUGAAUAACUUCUACAGAAAUGAAAAAUAAAAAACGAAAACAUCGAAAAAACACGAUUUUCUUUGUGUUUAUUUUUAGUUUAUUACGAAAUUGACAAAAAAAAAAAGAAUUCAUUAUGCUUAAAUAACAAGUACAGAAACAAAACAAAUGGUAAUAUUUAAGAAUCUAUCAACAAUAGCUUUGAAAAGAACUACCAUUUUGUAAAUGAGAAUCGAUUUUAAAUCGACUCGGUGAAAUUUUGGGAACAAAUUAAAAAUAUUUUAGUCAAUCUGGUGACUUAGGAUCUCCAUCAUUUCAACUGACCAUCUCUCGUCUCUCUUAAUAUCUAUUCUUAAAUUUAGUGAUUUCCGCUGUCUCUAGCAUUCGAAAAGUAUUUAAAAUUGGUUGCCAAAUUACUACAAAUAUAAAAUCCAUCUUGCAGAUUUCAUUAAUUGGUUUGCAGAGCAAACUUUAUGAAAAAAAAAAAAACACAAUAUAGUUGAAUAUUACUAAACGAUAAUACGAAAAUAUUAAUAGUAUACUAUUAUUAAAAACUACUACAGAUUAUCAAUGACAAACAAUUUGCUGGUAAAUGGUAAAAAAAUAUAUCCUCUUCUUUACUCCUUCAAAAUAGGUACAAUUUCUAAGUUUUUUCUUUCAAAAAGUAUUUAACGCGCAAGUUUCAGAUUCUUUCACCUCAGUCUCACUAUUUAAAUGACUCAUUGUCUUUAUAGUCAAUUAUUUCUUCCAUUAUUUCUUGAACGCCAAAACCUAGGAUUUUGAUCAAAAUUUCACCGACACACAGCUACCCAUCCAACAACUCCGGAUGGGAGAUGGCAGCUAUCGCUCAUGGCGGCGAAGUCCCGGCAAAACAUCUCUUCAUUACAGAGUACCUUUGCUCCGCUCUCUUCUUAAAUACACUCUUGGCGCUCUAGUGGGGUUGCGCUGGUAUCGAAGCGCGUACGGUUCUCUUGUUGACAGAUAUCGUUAUAAAGUGGGAAAGAGACUUUUAGUCAGAGAAAAAUUUUAACUUAUAAUGAACUAGAACAAUUCCUGCCUAAAAAGAAAGAAACAAAAAACUAACCCAUAGAUAGGCGCGGAUCUAGAAAUUCUUAAUAGGGGGGCCAGACUUACCUCAAAUGAUUAUUAUAUUUUCCGGAUUUAGCCAUACGACUCACACUUAUUCUAAGGAUAAAAUACACUAUAUAAUCCCAGAUACCUACGGUAUCAAAAGGAUUGAUAGACAAUUCACGACUAUUAAUCUCACUGGUCGUUCUUUACCAUAACGAUUAACCUUUCUACCAUCAAUGGGUAGGUACGCAUGGAUUAUCUAGUAAAAUACAAAUUUUUAUAUCUUUAUUGUAUCGCAAUUUUGAAACGUGACUUUUCAUGAGAUAAGGUUUAUACCCAGUGUAAUGUAUUUGCAUUUUAAAAUAUCAUUUUUGUUAUUCUUUGAAUUGAGAAAAAUAUUUCAGUUGUUUAUGGUUCCACCGGUACCCAAACAAAUGCACCUGCAGAUUAUUUUUCAGAGAAGGGUGUUUUAUUAGAUUUUAUGGCUUCUUUCAAUUCUUUGGAAGCGGUUGUCGUGUAAUUUAGUGUUGUACUGAUGGCUUAAAGUUUAGAGUUAACAGAAAAAAAUA
Messenger RNA from Diabrotica virgifera virgifera (western corn rootworm), 8441 nucleotides. RefSeq names its product two pore potassium channel protein sup-9 (gene Task6). The coding region runs from base 286 to 1374 and encodes 362 amino acids. The transcript has 8 exons. NCBI's taxonomy places the organism in Eukaryota, Metazoa, Arthropoda, Insecta, Coleoptera, Chrysomelidae. Gene Ontology annotation, biological process: potassium ion transmembrane transport; stabilization of membrane potential. The record is from RefSeq and is a predicted model, not a curated record. Gene Ontology annotation, cellular component: membrane. Gene Ontology annotation, molecular function: potassium ion leak channel activity.